This is a messenger RNA of Perca fluviatilis (European perch), 11575 nucleotides long. RefSeq names its product E1A binding protein p300 b (gene ep300b). The record is from RefSeq and is a predicted model, not a curated record. Gene Ontology annotation, biological process: positive regulation of transcription by RNA polymerase II. Gene Ontology annotation, molecular function: transcription coactivator activity; zinc ion binding; chromatin DNA binding. NCBI's taxonomy places the organism in Eukaryota, Metazoa, Chordata, Actinopteri, Perciformes, Percidae. Bases 1392 to 10193 code for a protein of 2933 amino acids. Gene Ontology annotation, cellular component: histone acetyltransferase complex; nucleus; transcription regulator complex. The transcript is spliced from 31 exons.
UUGGUAUCACAUUUUUGCCUGUCGCCUUCGCUGUGCUCCGGUUUUUGGUUAACAUCUUUUUUUUUUCUCUCUUUUUACUUGCAUGGCCAAGACAACCUAUAAGCAGAAAAUGACAGGUAUAUUUUUGAAAUAUGUAUAAUUCUUUUCAUUGUCUGAGAUUUAAAGUGCUUAGACCAAGCGAAACCCGGAGGAGGAACCUCUUGUGGAGCACAAGAUAAGUAACCCCACAGAUAGUCCUCUGCAAAAUAAAACUAAUUGGAUCAAUCUGACUGUCCACUGAUUGACAAUUAGCGCUGUGAUUGCCCUCGAGAACUAUACUGUCCAAGAAAUAAAGUCUGCAUUAGAAUCGAUUGCACAAGAGCAGGGAUUUUUGACAAGAUUUUCUAUUUUCAACCUUUGCCAUCCCCGCUGCCUGCAAUAGGCACAAUCGCGCUAAAGGGUUGCAACAACCAAAUGUGCAAUACGAGUCUGUUUUUUUUUUUUUCUGACCCAGUGCCUUGCAUGGUCAAACACUAAGUGCACAUUUUAGUCAGCAUGCACAUGCAAAAAACAAGUCAUGCAUGGGUAUAUACAUUCGCAAUAUAUUUCCCUGUUAUCUGAGUGACUGCAAGUGUGAGACUCCGGUGUUUUCAUCUUUCUGCAGGACUGUUAUACUAUUUAUUCAGUUACUGUUAAGCCAAUGCAAGUUGUGUUUUUUUUCUUCUCAGUAUUGCACUUGAGAGUACCACUUACGCUUUAAUUGCAUUUGAGAACUACUGCUGGUGGUGUCACACACCGGUUGACUGCCUUUUUGGUCUGGAAACGUAAAGGAAUCAGCGGCAGCAGUGAGAUGUGUGGUCAGGUGAGAGAAAUGGUAAAUGCAGUCGAGGAUCUGAAAACUGUUGCAUGAGAGAACGGCCUCCACAAGUUAACACAGGGAUACUCCUGGUUUGUAUUUUUGGGUCGUAAUUAUCAUUUCCGAGACUCUCCACUGGGCCGUUUCAGACCUGAAAUACAGGAUUUCUCCGCCGACUAUGGCGGACAGGACUGAGUGCAGCACGGAGGACAGAUCUUGGGACAUUUUUUGUGUCGCAGAAGAGGCUACAUGAGGUUGUCAGAGGGCCGCACGCUUGCCUUUUUUGCCGACUCCACCUUCCCACCUCCUCCUGUUCAAAUCUGUGAAGAAACAAAAUCUCCGACAGGGGAGGGGGACUGAUAUCUGCAGAGAGGAAUAAACCGAGAGGGAGAACUGUGAGGGAAAGAGUUCAACAUUGCUCUCUUCUCCCCUACCGUCCCCCAAGCGGUGGGGGAACGAUCAGAAGCGUUUCUUAAAGGGAUAAGGAGACGCAAAUAAAGGAAAUACGUUUGCCCUCCGUGGAUCUACAGCAUUUUUUUUUUAAUUCGUCAAAAAUAUGGCCGAUAAUGUCCUGGAGUCCGGCCCGCCUUCAGCCAAGAGGCCCAAGCUGUCCUCUCCAGCUCUCUCGGUGUCUGCCAGUGAUGGAAAUGAUUUUGGUUCACUCUUUGACCUGGAACAUGACCUCCCAGAUGAGCUCAUCAAUUCCACUGACCUGGGGCUAACCAACGGAGGGGAUGUUAGCCAACUCCAUACCAGCCUUGGCGGACUUGGAGGAGGGCUCGGUUUGGGAGGCCAAGAUGCAGCUGCAAAACACAAACAGCUGUCUGAGCUUUUGCGCGCUGGAGCACCAGCACAGCAGGGUGGCCCUACGUCCAACAGCACAGCAUCUGGGGCUUCCAUGGGGAUGAUGGGGAGUGUCACGGUCUCCCCUGGUGGACCACAAGGCAUGCCCCCCCAGGGCCAGCAGCAGCAGCAACCUGGUUUAAUGCAGCAGGUUGGGAUGGUUGGUGGGGUUGCAGCGAUGAGUCGGGCAGCUGCAAUGAUGGGUGUCCAGAAGGGCAACACUGGACAGCAGCAGCAAGGCCUGAUGGGUGGGCAGGUGAUGAAUGGCUCACCAAGACUGGGUUACCCUGGCAGUGCGGGCAUGGGUAACAACAGCAAUCUGUUGGCGGAAACCCUACAGCAGCAGCAGCAGCAAGGCAGUCAGCAAAUGGGACCCGGGGGUCAGGCAGGGAUGAGACCACAGCAACCCGGAGCACUAAACAAGAUGAAUAUGAUGGCCAAUGCGGGCCCCUAUGGUGGUCCGUACGGCCAGUCUGGCCAGGGGUUGCCAGGAGCAGGGCCGGGCCCACAGCUCCAGAAUAAGGCAGGCCUGCCCAACAACAUGGCCAACCAGUUUAACAUGGACAAGAAGGCCCCACCGGGUCAGGGCAUGCCUGGGAUGGCCUCUCAGCAGCAGCAGCCCGGAGCAGUUGGUGGCGUAUCCGUCAGCGGAGCAGCGGCAGUGGGAGGCGCCCAGGUUGGGCUUAAUGCCGUAGGGGCGGGUCCCGGCACAGCGCCCCCUACCGCAGACCCCGAGAAACGGAAGCUGAUUCAACAGCAACUGGUCCUCUUGCUCCACGCGCACAAGUGCCAGCGGAGGGAGCAGGCCAACGGGGAAGUGCGGCAGUGCAACCUGCCCCACUGCCGCACCAUGAAGAACGUGCUCAACCACAUGACUCAUUGCCAGGCUGGCAAGUCCUGCCAGGUGGCACACUGUGCCUCAUCCAGACAGAUCAUCUCUCAUUGGAAGAAUUGCACACGACAUGACUGUCCUGUAUGCCUGCCACUGAAAAAUGCUGGAGACAAGAGGAAUCAGCAGUCUCUUGUUAACAGUGCAGGAGUGGGUUUGGUGAACGCUUUAGGUUCAGGGGUGCCUGGUGGACAGUCCAACACUCCAAACCUAAACCCUCCCAACCAGAUUGACCCCAGCUCCAUAGAGAGGGCCUACGCUGCACUAGGCCUCACUUACCAGGGCAACCAGAUACUACAGCAAGCCAACAUGCCAAACCAGGGACUGCAGGGGCAGCCUGGGAUGAGGACUCUAAACACCAUGGGUGGAAACUCUAUGGGAGUGAAUGGUGGAGUUGGGGUGCAAUCCCCCAACCAGCAGUCCAGCCUACUGCCAAACGCCUUGUUGCAUAGCAGCAUGAAUGCACAGAGUUUGAUGAAUGAUGGUGUGGGGAACUUGGGCUCAAUGCCCACGGCAACUCCUCCUUCUGCUGCAGGGAUGAGGAAGUCCUGGCAUGAAGAUAUCACGCAGGACCUCCGCAACCACCUUGUCCACAAGCUUUUGUGCAUGUGUGAGAGUAGUGUGCAGGCAAUCUUCCCCACUCCUGAUCCGGCGGCCCUGAAGGAUCGGCGGAUGGAAAAUCUAGUGGCUUACGCUCGAAAAGUAGAGGGGGACAUGUACGAGUCGGCCAAUAGUAGGGCGGAGUACUACCAUCUGCUGGCAGAGAAGAUCUACAAGAUCCAAAAGGAGCUGGAGGAAAAGAGGAGGACACGACUCCAGAAGCAGGGCAUGAUGCCCGGCCAACCUGGCAUAGCCUCCCCAGGCCUCCCGCAGGUGCCUCCCAGCAUGGGACAGCCGCCUAUGGCCCCUGGUCAACCCCCGAAUGGUCCUCAUGCCGAUCCGUCCAUGGUCCGACCAGCUGGACCCAAUCAGAUGGUCAACCGUAUGCAGAGCCCACCAGGAAUGAACCAGUUUGGUCAGAUGGGGAUGCAGUCGAUGGGUCAGAGGUCUCCUCUUCCUCUUAAUGCUCCAAUGAACCAGAUGGGUAUGGGAGCAACGAGGAUGGGUCAGCCAAAUUCUUCACAGUUACAGAACCAGUACCUCCCUCCAGGCCAGUUUCCUGGGUCCAGUCCUGGACUUGGUUCUGGUCCUGUUGGCAUGAACCAGCCAGGAGCACAGACUGCUGUGCCACAGCAGAACCAGAUGUCAACGCCACCUUCGCUCCCAGUCAGCAGCCCUGCAGCACAGUCUGCCUCCUCUGCUCCAGGCUCAGCAGCCCCUGUAGGCUCCAUGGGGUCUGGUAGUGGCAGUAGAGCUGGGCCUCCGCCCAACAUGCCUCCAUCCUCCACCCCCACCCAGCCUAACUCAUACCCUCACUGCCCACCCAUCCGAACAAACUCCCCCUCACCGGCACGCAGCUUAACGCCUCAACCGCAUCAAACGCCCCCCACGUUACCUCGUUCUCAGACCCCACAGCCACAGACUCCCGGCACACCCCAGCUGCCCUCUCCACAGCAUCCCCAGCAACAACAACAACAGCAACAACAGCAGCAGCAGCAGCAGCAACAGCAGCUACAGCAACAGCAACAACAACACGCUUCACAGCAGCCAUCGGGGCAGGCGGUGAACUCUGAGAAGGCCAAUCAGAAUCCACAGCAGACUCUUGGGGGUGGGGCUUCCUCAGGCCCCCAAGCAGGUCAAGUUUCUUCGGUGCCUACCCAGAAUGCUCAAGUGCCAUUGCAGCAGCCGCAGACCCCCCUAUCCAUAAAGCCUUCUCUGACUGGUGAUGGUCAGGUGUCCUCCCCCGGCUCGGUCAGCAGCAGUGCAGAUCCCAACUCCCAGCUCACCCAGGUGGACGGCCCUGCUCCCAGCCAGGAAGAUGUCAAAAUGGAGGUGAAGAAGGAGGAGGACGACGACGAAGGGGCUGACACCGAAGGAGAGGGCAAGGGGAAGAUGGGCAAGGGUCAGCAUGAUGUGAAGGAGGAGAAACCAGAGGUAAAGAAAGAGAAGCCGUCAGGAGAUGGGUGUAAAGGCGAGCCCAUGGAUACAUCUUCAUUCUCAGCGUCAUCGUCGGUAGCAACGGGUGAAGACAAGAAGCCGGAGGUGAAGAAAGAGCCCAAAGAGGAAGAGGAGGGGUCAGGGUCAACAGCCAACAGCAGCUCUCCAGCUAGCGCUCAGAGCAAGAAGAAAAUCUUUAAGCCGGAGGAGCUGCGUCAGGCUCUAAUGCCCACCCUGGAAGCUUUGUACCGGCAGGACCCUGAGUCCCUUCCUUUCCGUCAGCCGGUGGACCCCCAGUUACUGGGAAUACCCGUACGUAUUCGAACUAGUAACAAAACUAACCUGGACUACUUUGACAUCGUGAAGAACCCCAUGGAUCUGUCGACCAUCAAGCGGAAACUGGACACAGGACAGUACCAAGAGCCUUGGCAGUACGUCGAGGAUAUCUGGCUGAUGUUCAACAAUGCCUGGCUGUACAACCGCAAGACGUCCCGCGUCUACAAGUACUGCUCCAAGCUGGCUGAGGUGUUUGAGUCUGAGAUCGAUCCCGUCAUGCAGGGCCUGGGAUACUGUUGUGGGAGGAAGUAUGAGUUUUCCCCCCAAACUCUAUGCUGCUAUGGAAAACAAUUAUGCACCAUCCAACGUGACGCUGCUUAUUUUAGCUACCAGAACAGUUCACCAAAAUAUGGGCUUCUUGCUGACAGGUACCACUUCUGUGAGAAGUGUUUCAACGAAAUCCAGGGCGAGAGUAUUUCCUUGGGGGACGACCCCUUGCAGCCUCAGACGUCCAUCAACAAAGAGCAGUUCCAACGGAAGAAGAACGACACACUCGACCCUGAGUUACUUGUGGAAUGUAAUGACUGCGGUCGUAAAAUGCACCAGAUCUGUGUCCUGCAUCAUGAUACCAUAUGGCCGUCGGGCUUUGUAUGUGACAACUGCCUCAAAAAGGCCAAUAAGACGCGGAAAGAGAACAAAUAUGCAUCCAAAAGACUUCCUCAGACCAAGUUGGGGUGCUAUUUGGAGACAAGAGUGAAUGAUUACAUCAAGCGGCACAAUCUCCCUGAAGCUGGCGACGUCACCGUCCGUGUGGUGCAUGUCUCAGACAAGGUGGUCGAGGUCAAGCCGGGCAUGAAGUCCAGGUUUGUCGACAGUGGAGAGAUGUCAGAGUCCUUCCCCUACAGGAUGAAAGCCCUGUUUGCAUUUGAGGACAUCGAUGGAGCGGAUGUGUGUUUUUUUGGCAUGCACGUUCAAGAGUACGGCUCAGACUGCCCGCCUCCCAAUCAAAGACGAGUGUACAUCUCUUACCUGGACAGCGUGCACUUCUUCCAACCUCGAGUCAUCAGAACUGGUGUCUACCACGAGAUCCUGAUAGGCUACCUGGAGUAUGUCAGGAGGCAGGGGUAUACAACGGGUCAUAUCUGGGCCUGUCCACCCAGUGAAGGGGAUGAUUACAUCUUCCAUUGUCACCCAGCGGACCAGAAGAUCCCCAAGCCAAAACGGCUGCAGGAGUGGUACAGGAAGAUGCUGGACAAGGCUGUUGCUGAGCGUAUCGUCCACGAUUACAAGGACGUCUUCAAGCAGGCAACAGAGGACCGGCUGACCAGUGCCAAAGAGCUGCCAUACUUUGAAGGUGACUUCUGGCCCAACGUACUGGAAGAGAGUAUCAAGGAGCUGGAGCAGGAAGAGGAGGAGAGAAAGAGAGAGGAGAACAGUACCUCCAACGAGAGCACAGAUAUCACAAAAGGAGACAGCAAGAAUGCCAAAAAGAAGAACAAUAAAAAGACGAGCAAGAACAAGAGUAGCAUGAGCCGAGCCAAUAAGAAGAAACCAGGGAUGCCCAAUGUUUCCAAUGACCUUUCCCAGAAACUCUACGCCACCAUGGAGAAACAUAAAGAGGUGUUCUUUGUCAUCCGCCUCAUUGCUUGCCCCACCGCCAACUCGCUGCCCCCCAUCACUGACCCUGACCCCCUCAUGGCCUGUGACCUGAUGGAUGGCCGCGAUGCCUUCCUGACUUUGGCCAGGGACAAGCACCUGGAGUUCAGCUCUCUCAGGAGGGCCAUGUGGAGCACCAUGUGUAUGUUGGUGGAGCUGCACAACCAGAGCCAGGACCGCUUCGUCUACACCUGCAAUGAGUGUAAACACCACGUGGAAACCCGCUUCCACUGUACCGUCUGCGAGGACUAUGACUUGUGCAUCACCUGCUACAACACUAAAGGUCACGAGCACAAGAUGGAUAAGCUGGGGCUCGGACUGGACGACGACAGCAACAACCAGGCAGCAGCAGCUACCCAGAGCCCCGGAGACUCUCGCCGUCUCAGCAUCCAGCGCUGCAUCCAGUCACUGGUCCAUGCGUGCCAAUGCCGCAACGCCAACUGCUCCCUGCCGUCCUGCCAGAAAAUGAAGCGCGUUGUUCAGCACACAAAAGGCUGCAAGCGCAAGACAAAUGGCGGCUGUCCCAUCUGCAAGCAGCUCAUUGCUCUGUGCUGCUACCAUGCCAAACACUGUCAGGAGAACAAAUGUCCCGUCCCGUUCUGUCUGAAUAUCAAACAAAAGCUGCGGCAGCAGCAGCUGCAGCACCGGCUCCAGCAGGCCCAGAUGUUGCGCAGGAGGAUGGCCAGCAUGCAGAGAGUGGGGCAGGCAGCCGGAGGGCCACCGGGAGGACCUGUAGGACUUCCAUCGCCAGGGAACAAUGGUACCACGGCACCCAGUACCCCAACCUCUGGUGGAACCCAACCCCCAACACCCCAGACUCCGACUCAGACCAUGCCUCCAGUCACGCAGCAGGGAAUGGGCUCUGGACCUGGAGUUCAGCAGCAACAGCAGUUGGGUGGAAUGACCCCACAAAGUGCCAUGCCUUCUCAACACCCCCUUCACCACCAGUUCCAGCAGAUGGCAGGUGGAGGAGGCGGGGCUGGAGGGAUAAUGAGCUCUCCCCAACAUCAGCAGCAGAUGCUUCCUCAGGGCCAGCAGCAGCAAAUUGGAGCCGGGACCAACCCCCAACAGCUCCAUCAGCACCCCAACAAUUUGCCUCCAUAUGCCAGCAGACCCCCGGGCUCCUCCCCGAUCCAUCAGUCCCAGGGCAAACCGGUCCUUGGCUCUGCAACACCUCCCCAGCAGCAGCUUGGUGGGAGUGUUGGGGGCCAACAGCCUCUGAGCCAGGGCCAGCCACAGCAACAACAGCAGCCCACCUCUGGCCCUCCACCGGCAGCAGUAGAAAUUGCCAUGAAGAUCCAACAGGUAGCCGAUGCUCAGAGGAAGAUGGCUCUUCAGAGACAAGCAGCUCAGGCAGCUGCCGGCUUGAUGCCUCCUCACCCUCACCAUCAACAGGGUCAGGGCCAACAGAUGGGCAUGGGGCACCCAGGGGCUGCAGGGAUGGCUGGAACCCAGGGUAUGCCUCCACAGACACAAGCAGCAGUGGCGGCUUCCCGGGCCCACAUGGAUCAACAACAAGGUGCUCCACCGGGCAUGAUGGUUGGCGCUGGUGGGCCCAUGCAGCAACCCCCUCAGCAGGGUAACCUGCCCCAGGGCCAUCUGCCCCCUCAGGUACAACUUCAACAGCAGAGGAUGGGUGUUCCACAUCAAAACCCUCAACAGCAGCAGCAGUGGUCAGGCCAGGGGAUGCCACCUCAGCAGAGGCAAACUAUGAUGAACCAAAUGAGCCAUCCAGCCAUGAUUGCAGCUCAACAGCAACAACAACAGCAACAACAGCAACAACAACAGCAACAACAGCAGCAGCAGCAACAACAGCAGCAGCAGCAGCAGCAGCAGCAGCAACAACAACAACAACAACAACAACAACAACAGCAAAUGCAACAACAGCAGCAGCAACAAGCUCAGGGCCAUGCUACCUUGAUGAAUAUGGUGCAGCAGCAGCAAGGUGCUGGUGGUGGGAUCCCAGGAGGGGCUGUCCCUGGAGUUACUGGUGUCCCCGGGGCUGGUGUUGCUGGUGGGAACAUCCCCCAGGCAGCCCUUCAGGAGCUGUUACGGACUCUCCGCUCGCCUAGCUCACCACUCCAGCAACAGCAAGUCCUCAACAUCCUGCGAUCUAACCCACAGCUCAUGGCUGCUUUUAUCAAGCAGAGGGCCUCAAAAUACAAGGGGGUUCAGGGGGGACCAGGUGGUGUACCUGGAGGUCCUGGUCCCACAGGGGGUCCUGUUGGUAAUGUCAUGGCAGGAGGGGGCCCACAGAUGAACAUGAAUGCUACAGCUGGCGGCCAGCCAGGGAUGCAUAUGGGGGGUCAGGGAGGGACAAAUGUCAACAUGACCACUAUGGCCCAGCUACAGCAAGUACAGCAGCAGCAACAGAUACAACAGCAACAACAACAACAACAACAACAACAGCUACAGCAGCAGCAACAGCAGCAGCAGCAACAACAGCAGCAGCAGCAGCAACAACAGCUACAACAGCAACAGUUACAGCAACAGCAGUUACAACAGCAGCAACAACAGUUACAGCAACAGCAGAGGCCGCUGAUGAGCAGUUUACAACAGCAGCAAGUGGCAGCUCUCCAGCAGCAGCAACAACAACAGCGGCAGCAGCAGCAGCAGCAAGGGGGAGGAGGAGUUAUGCAGGGCCAGGGGCCACAGAUGGGAAAUAUCAACAGUCCCCAGUUUAGAGAGCUGCUGAUGAGACGGCAUCUCCAACAGCAGCAGCAGCAGCAGCAGCAGCAAAUGGGAGUAAAUCAUGGUCAGUUCCAGCAGCCACAGCCACCACAGGGGCAAAGCUACAUGGGACAGCCUGGAAUGCAGCCUCCUACAGUGGGACAGGGACCACCUGGAGGUCCACCUCAUGGCCCCCAGCAGCCUGGUGGUCCCCCAGGCCAGCAGGGGCAGGGUUACCCUGGGUCGGUGACGCAGCAGCAGGUCACAGCUGCACUACAGCAGAGGCUCCAACACCAGCACCACCUCCAGAUGCAGCAGCAGCAGAAUGCCAUGGCUGGCCUGCCGGGGGGUGAUGCAGGGCCAGGUGGAGGAGGUGGAGGAGGUCCUCAGCAGCCACCUCAGGGCCCUCAGCCCACUCAAAGUGGCCCCCCACCUCCAUCUUCUCAGGCUCUGCUCCAACAGGCCCUCCACCAGAGGCUGCUCCAGCAGCAACAGCAGCAGCAGCUCCAGCAGCAGCAGCAGCAUCUGGGCCCUGGGGGGUCACCAGCCCAGCACAGCAAUCCCAUGAGCCCUCAGCAGCCACAGCAGAUGGCCCAGUCCCCACACCCACACCAACACCUGUCCACAUCGCUAGCUAACCAGGUGCGAUCCCCACAGCCUUCACCCAGACCCCAGUCCCAGCCGCCACACUCCAGCCCGUCCCCGCGCAUGCAGCCCCAGCCCUCCCCACAUCACAUCUCCCCCCAGAUGCAGACGGGUUCCCCACACCCAGGCCACCUGAACCAGCACCACCCGGGCAUGGUGGUCCCUCCACAGCAACAGCCAACGAGCCAGCAGCAGCAACAGAACUCUAUGGAGCAGUUUGGGUCGGACCAGAGCGGCAUGCUAUCUCAGCUGAGUGGCAUGGCUGGUCUACACGGGCCGGGGGGCAACGGUCAGGACCCGCUUGGCCAGAAUAUGAAUCACAACUCUUUAGACCUCAUGUAGGAAUUCUACUUAACGUGUCAAGUUGAGCUGAAACGCUCUGUGAUUCUUCGCACAAACUGCACUCACCCAGGACAGUGUUAUUGUUAUUACUUAGCCUUUCUUUUUUUUAUACUAUUAUUAAAUGUUAUUUAAAAUGUUCUCAAUAAAGAUGCAUUGAACUGAACUUCCUAUGGGAGAUGAACAAUAAAUCAAGCAGUCGUUAAAUAAAUUAGAAUAAAUGAAUUGUAAGUUAUUGCUGUUAAUAUAUUUUUUUGCCAAUUGUGGACAAAGAGGGGGAUGGUUUCUCUAGCACCCCCCCCCCCCUCACCCCCACCUCUUGCUGAAUACAAGAAAGGUGAUAUUUUCGGGGUUUUGGGGGUAAAUAGGAGUACUUUUUUUAAGAAAUGUUUUUAAGAUUUUAAAAGUGGUGAAGAAUUAAAGAUUAAAUGAUUUAAUGCAAAGAACCUUUUUUUUUUAUCUGUUUCGUUACACCAUCAUUCAAUCUAUUUGUUUUGCAGAGUGAUGUGGAUUAUUAUUAUUAUUAUUAAUGUAAAUCCAAACAUGAUGCAUAUCUUUUCUUUUUCUUUUUUUUAUGUUUGGGUUUGCUUUAUUUAUUUUCUUUUUUGGGGGGGUGGGGGUGUUAUGUUCCCUGAGACUGCUACAAUUCGUAUAGAAAUAUAUUUUUGUUAUGACGGGGGUAGUGGAUAUUUCAUUUCACUUUUAGAUGUCUUUAGUUGGGUCUGCCCACGUGGGAAUAAUGAAAUGUCAGUGUUUUAUUGCAGUGGUUGGGGGGGUCUGCUAUGAGUUUGACAUGUUGAACGGACAUUGGGACGUCCCGGCCUGCUUCUGUAUUGGACGUUGGUCGCGCUGGAAGGGACUCCUCCCUCGCAAACGUGCAAGCCCUCUCCCUCGAAUGUGUGUGCACUCCUUCCUUUUAAAGACCCUUAAUAUGGAUCAGUGGAGGCUUGGGGAGGGGGGGUGCAUACCUGUGUGCCUGAAACAUUUUGAGUACAUGGGCUGGGAUGUGAAAAAAUGGGUGGGGUGGGCUCCUUCUUAGUGUUUUUAGGAUUCCGCUGUUUGGCCAUAAACAGAGGAUUUUGAUCCAAAUGAACUGUGUUGCACAGAAAAGAGGAAAAAAAGGAGAUGUGAGCGGUCUGUCUCGGUCUCUUUCUGCCUCGUCCCCUUUGCUGCUCCCCUUGGACUUUUAAAUCCCCUACCCCCCCCCCACCCCCUCCUCUUCCUUCUUCUGGAGGAAGUUGCUCUCCCUCCCCCUCAAACUCCAUCCUCUUUAUCUUUCUGCUAAGAACUUUGGGAGUUUAAUUUAAUAUUUUUUACUGUACAAAGGAAACACAAACUGUGGACUCAAAUACUGUUUUUUUAUAAUAAAAUGAAAAUUACCAACA